UUAAACAAUUUCCUGUAACUAUUGAUUUAGUUCUAUCUACUCGCUACUAGUUUGAAAGUAAAGGGAAUUGUCUACAUCCGACGUUUGUGCUACAAUGUGUAACUAAAUUGCAUCACACGAAAGGAAGAAAACCUGCCUAGUGGGAUUAACAUCGGCUGGAAGAUUAUAUUGGUAGCAGAAGCACCGUUCCAGCACAUAGAUACAGAAAAAGGAUUAUAACAGUAGGAAAAUGGUGCAGAAGUACGAGUCUCCCGUGAGGAUAUAUAAAUAUCCCUUCGAGCUAGUUAUGGCGGCAUAUGAACGCCGGUUUCCUACGUGUCCCCAGAUGCCAAUCGUUUUGGACUGUGAAGUGGUGGAUGAUGCACAAUCAGAUAACGGUGCCAAACGAGAAACGAAGCGACGGUGCAAGCUGGCCGUUGAUGCACCUUACCUGUUCAAAAAAAUCAUCGGCAUCGAUGUGGCUUUCUUCAUCCAAACCAACUUCCUGGACAUGAAGGCCCGCACGCUGAGCAUCGAAGCCAUCAACGAAACUUUCUCAUCCAGGAUAGAGAUCUUCGAAAAAUGCCGCUACUACGCUCACCCGGAAAAUCCAGAUUGGACCUGCUUCGACCAGACGGCCACACUAGACAUCAAGAACUUUUUCGGCUUCGAGCAUUCGAUGGAAAAGAUGGGCAUGAAACAGUACUCGCAAACUACCCAAAAGGGCAAAGAAAUCAUCGAAUUCUUUAUCAACGAACUGAAGAAGGAAGGCAUCACGCAUGUGGAAAGAUGGAAAGAAGAUGAAACAACAGAACCCACUGCAACCUGUACAGCAACGGUAUCAGUUUCCAGCGAAAAACCGCCCCUCACACGUGAUAACAGUAUAUUGGAUGCGGAUUAUAUAGCCACCUACUUGGGCCAGCUGUCGCCGCUGCAGGAAUCCAAACUGGUUCAAUUUAGGAAAAAGAUCGAAGAAACCAACCAUGAACGCAAAGUGCCCGACUUUCAAACCCUAUUGCGAUUUCUGCGGGCACGGGACUUCAGUAUCGAAAAAGCUGCCAGCAUGUUGCAGGAGUCGUUACAGUGGCGUGAGGAGCACCGCAUCGAUGACAUUCUCAGCGAGUACAAAAUGCCAAUUGUAGUGGAAAAGUAUUUUCCCGGCGGGUGGCACCAUCACGAUAAAGACGGCCGACCUUUAUAUAUCCUGCGGUUAGGUAACAUGGACGUGAAAGGCCUGCUCAAAUCCGUUGGCGAGGACGAGCUAUUAAAGCUGACGUUGCACAUAUGCGAAGAAGGAUUAAGGCUCAUGAAAGAAGCGACCAAAUUGUUUGGGAAGCCUAUAUGGAACUGGUGUCUUCUGGUGGAUCUGGACGGUCUUUCGAUGCGUCACCUAUGGCGACCCGGGGUGAAAGCCCUGUUACGAAUAAUCGAAACCGUCGAGAAAAACUACCCGGAAACCAUGGGCCGAGUACUGAUCGUAAGGGCGCCUCGUGUGUUCCCAGUAUUGUGGACGAUCGUUAGUACGUUCAUUGAUGAAAAUACUCGAUCCAAGUUUUUGUUUUUUGGUGGGCCUGAUUGCUUGCACAUAGAAGAUGGAUUGGAACAUUAUAUACCGACAGAAACCAUACCCAAUUUUUUAGGCGGUUCCUGUAAUCCAAGCAUUUCGGCAGUGGCGGAACCGGUGCCAUCUAAAUUGUACACACGGUGCUUUCUGAGCGCGUGUCAUUGUACGAUGAUUCACGAAGGCGGUCUUAUACCGAAGCAUUUGUACAAAUCGGAAUCGGCAGAAGAAAACAAUGGCGCAACGCACACGCACGAGCACCAUGGAUUGUACAAAUCGGUCGAUCUCAAACCGGGGCAGAUGUUCGAACUGAUCAUCAAGAACACCGACCCCAAAUCGGUUUUAACGUGGGACAUUGACGUACUCAAGAACGACAUCUUAUUCGCGCUCUAUAGAACCGAUAACGAUCUGGAACAAAGUUUCAACGAGUCAUUUUCAUCCGUGUUCGACAACCCUGAAAUGAAAGAAGGCGUACAUUACUUUAGACUCGAAGAGAAGGUCAGAUGUAAACCUAAAGAGGGCGUACAAGGUUCCCACGAAAUGGCCACUGCCGGAACAUACGUUCUGCAGUGGAUGUGUCCGCCAUCCUGCGAUGGCCCUGCUCAAUUGAUGUACUUUCAUGAGAUUCUCAGCUCCGCCAACUACAAAGGCUCAAUGACUAGUCUGCAAUCGGGAUUCUCCUCGAACAGUCUGCAAUCUCGAUGAGACGAAACUGAUGAGACUGAUGCUACCCCGCGCCACUAAGGGGUCAAUUGCAUGAGCAUCCCCCAUUCUCAUUCUUUCUGAAAGUAGCGUAGAAUCUCUUUUGAUGGUAGUAAGCAUAACGGCUAACAUUUCACAUUGAUGACACAUGCAAAGUUGCAUUUGAUUUGAUAAAUUAUUGCAAUUUCAAAGGUUGUAACAUAGAAACAAUAAGCAAACAAUCAAGGAACGAAGAAUCUUUUAACAGUAUGCUUGAUGGUUCAGAAUGGUGAAGUGUGAAACGUGUUGUAUACAUCAUUGCAAACAUAAAACCUGAACUGCAUAACAUCGGCAUCAUUUAUGAACAAGGCAGUAGAUAAUGUAUUUAGGUCAAAAGUAAUUAGCAAAUUUAUGUCCGCGUGACUUAGACAUAAGACAAUAUCAGACAGAAGCGUGUAGAAACCUACAUGUGAAUUUUCAAUCGUUUAACAGCAGAUUAUGAUCUCAAAUUCUACCUUGAAACAAAGUCUACAGAUACAGUUAUUCGAAUCAUUUUAUACAAGUAACCCUACUAUUAAGCAAAAAUCACACUUUAUUGAUGUUGCACGAAUACAGAAGCUUACAGGAUCGAAGUCAUUUUUCUACCUGAUUUAGCGAAGCCAAACCAUAAAUUAUUGUGUACAUCACAAGAGAAGAAACAAAACUCUGCUUAUCAUGGUCUAUACAACGGUAUAGAGUUCAAUGUGGUAUAUAUUUUACAACUGGUACACAUAGCAAAAUACCCGCUGUACAUGAAGCAAAUGUAUAGUUGCUUUGAAUAUAGGACCUAGGAUCACAACUAUCGUGAAUCUCUUUACCUCACAUCUAUUAACUUCACCGCCAAGUAGAACAAACUUAUGAGGCUAUAGCAAUGACCGACCCCACUAUGUUAUAUCACCUACAAAGUUUCCAUUGUUUUCAACAGUGUAUAAACCGUUCUGAUAUAUUUACUACUAAGUAAUAGUUGCGAACAUUUUCAUGAACAUUCAGUACGAUAUGUAGCACGGGUAGGCGAGAAAUAGUAAUAAUUAUAUAAAGUGUUAAUGUAAAUCUGUGAUAAAUUUAAUAAAAGAUUUUUGUUCAAAAACAGAAACGUAUGGUCGACUACAUGUUCGAGACAUCAGAAGCAGUAUACGUUCGUACUUUUUUUACUUACAGUACUUUCUCUCAUAGAGGUUAUCUUUAAGUUUGUUUGUCCCACCAAGUAUGGUUUUCUCUUGACGAUGUUAUGCCGGUAAAGUCCAGUCAAUACAACAAACAGAUUCCAACCAUUGAAAUAUACGUAUAGCCAUUAGAAAAUCUUAGAAUAGACUUCUUCAAGCUUAUUUAAGAAUGUAGAAAAGAAGUGACAUAUUGUAUCCACAUAUAUUUUUGGAUCAACUCAAAUACAAAACUCAUACAUAAUCAGCAAAACCAGUAGGAGGCGCCACUGUUUUUUAUCAGCAUACCCAACACAAGUACGAUAGAAAUUCAUUCGAAAAGUUCAAUUCGUAUUAUCCCUUUUAUCAUUAUACGCUUGUUGAUUACGAUUGUUCAGUUUUAAAUGCUAUUAUAUAUGCAAACAUUGAGAUUGCUGAUUACAACUCAAAAUUAAUUCCUUAUUAGGUUUAUAGUGAAACGAAUAUUGUACUUCAUUAAUGGAAUUGAGGUUCUUUUUAUAUGCAAAAUAAGUUACAAUGCAAAUAAUAGAAGUUGCAACAUACAAAUAAGCUGCAAAACAUAAAUUUAUUGAGGAUAAGUGCAACCAAUAAAAUUAAUUAAUUGAUCUAAGAUCAGAUACAUUACUAAAAAUACAAAAAACAUGGUUUGGUACACAUCGGGACGGGAAAGUCAUUAAAAAUAAAUUAUUAUAAUUAACACACAUUA
Molecule: messenger RNA, 4126 nt
Organism: Armigeres subalbatus
Lineage: Eukaryota; Metazoa; Arthropoda; Insecta; Diptera; Culicidae
Gene: retm
Product: protein real-time
Exons: 10
Coding region: 230-2245 (671 amino acids)
Cellular component (GO): cytoplasm
Source: RefSeq, a predicted model, not a curated record